GUUUGAGCGAAGUGUUUAGAAAGUUGUAAGGGAGUUACGAAGGAUCGGGCAAGUUGACACCCUUGAUUAGGAUUGACAUUUGUCGGCAAAGAUGCCGGCAUUAAGUCUCUCGAAGCUAGUUGACCUGGCUCUCGGCACACCCGAGGUGGGGGCCGUCAACUUCAACAUUCUUCACUCUCUGCUGCACGCCAUGAUACAGCACUUGAAAAUAUCAGAAAUCACAGCAGACAUAAACGAAAGUGAUCGUGAUUUCCUAAGUGGACCGGAGAAAAUGCAACUUCUAAGCAGUCUGUCAAGUGAUAGUGGCAGAGAUGAUUCACAGGAUACGCACAGUGAGAAAUCCGGAGCAGAUAUACGCAAACGUCGCCCACCAUACCAUCAACUGGAGACGAAAGUUGCUAGAUUAGCGGAACAGCUAGAACAACUAAAUGCUCUUCCAUCAACAAAUGAACUGUUUCAACAGAUUAAAGCAACCGGUGAUAUUGAUAGACCAACGCCAAUGGCAGAUCUUUGGAAAUCAAUGCAAAUCAGUAAACGAGUGAGUGCUAACGAAGAUGGUGUGGGAAAGCUGAUGUCAAUGGUAGAGGACCUGAUGAGAGAAAUGUCUACACUUAAGGAUGAUUAUAGCAGAAUGGAUCGCUUGGAGACAAAUAUGAAACGUCUGAUGGAAGAAAAUAACAGUUUGAAAGACAGGAUCAAUAAUCUGGGAAUAGAGGAUUUAUUGAACAGGCUCAGUGACUUGGAUGCUUACACAAAAGAAUUGAAUGAGAAAUUUGAGAUGUUGCCUUCAGCUGAGGAUAUGGCUUCGUAUGUUACCUGGCCUGUUCUGGAGGAUGCUCUCAACGGUGUUCGCAGUGACAUGAAGGAAUUGUAUAGUAGCAAACCAGUUUUUGGAGCUCAAGAUGAAUCGCGUUCAAGGCCCACAUCCUCCAGAACUAGCACCAGAUUAAGUGGUGGUAGCUCCGGACCAUCACUACAUACGCUGGACAUCUUAGAACGACUAGGUAGAAUUUCUGGAGACCACGAAGCCUUAGAGCAGAGAGUUGAUAUAAUAGAGGAAGAGAUGAAGAACAAAGUCGACAAGGAUUUCCUUGAGCAGUCCCUGGAAGAAAUGAACCACCAUCUGUUUGAAGAUUUUGCUAAACAGCUGGAGCAGAUUAAGACAGACAUUGCAAAUCUCCAAAAUGAGAUGCAAGGUAGCAGAGACCAGAUGAAACCUGUAGGUGUUAUUUUCGAUCCUAGUCAUGGAGUUGGUUCUGUUCAUGAUAUCGCCAUACCUUCCAAGAAGGGAAGUGCCAUGCUGCCGCCCCUGUCUAAGGCCGGCAACUUAAGUCCAGUUUUUGCGGAGUCCCUGCACCACAGACCAGGGAGCCCAGAUAAAAGAUAUAAUCGGAUAAUGGAACAUACAGGAAAUCUUGGAAGGCAGGUUUCAGAUUUAGAGAAUAAAGUGAAACAGCUGCAGGAAUAUGUGAUGGGAGGAAGUGUUCACUUUCAUGAGCCCCUGGAGGAGAGUGAGAUGAUGAUGCAUGUGGGUGUGCUGGAGACAGCGUCAGAACAUGAGCUGCUGCUGCCUGAGGGUCCACCACUGUCCCCACACCCUGCUCCUCAGCUUAGUCCAGGCAACACUGCACAGAUUGAUAUACAACCUGAUAUCCAUAAUUCCCAAGACAUUUUGUCCAUCUUUUCAACAUCAGAUUCUCCAGAUGAUGGAGACAUUGAGGGAAAAAAGAGAAAGUCUCAACCAGUUACUAAUGACCAGUUGCUGAAGCUAGGGAAAGUUUUCAACCUUGAGCUCCGAGGUCUGAAGGAAAAGCUGAUUCGUAGAGAUGAAGGCUUUAAGAAAAUGGAGAAGGGCCUAGAUAAAAUUUUUAAGAAAGCUCAACGAUCUGGUGCCUCAAGAACGGAUAUGGAAGCUCUGAUGAGAGCUCAAAAGGCAAUUCACGUGCUGAGGGAGGAUGUAGAUAAACUACAGACAACCACCUAUGACAUUCUCCAGGAGAAUGACACAAGGACCAAACAGAUAGAGUCACUGUUCCAGUACUGUGACAAAUUACAGGAUGUAAAGGCAGACAAGGAGUAUGUAGAAAUGGAGGUGGAUGUGAAAGCAGAUAAGCGGCUGCUAGAGGCUAAAGUUAACCAUAGCCUCUUUGAGAGUACCACAGAUGAAAUCAAUCAGCUCAUCCAGGAAAUACAAGACAAACUCAAUGGCAAUGCUUUUGACUGGAAGGAUGCUAUAACAAAGCUGACAUCAGAGCUGGAAUCCAAGCUGGAUCGCAUGGAAUUGAAGUCUUUGAAGGAAUGGCUGGAGAGUCGACUGAAGGCUCUCAACCAGAAGAUCAAACAGUCAUCUACCUGGGAGGAUGAUGAUGCUGCAGGAUUGAGGAAACAAUUGCUGCAGAGGUUCCACUGUAUAUCAUGUGACAGGCCUGUGGAUAUAAUGAUGGGCGGCCCAGUGCCCUCAGUCCCCGGGAACAAUGGCCUGCCAGGCACACGCUCUCCUAGGCCCUACACCACAUAUGAGCUCGACCAAAUCAGACAACAUGCUAAAAGUCAUGUGAUCGGUAGGAAUGCAGGUAACUAUGAGCGAGCGCUUGCACAGCGUGAAAUGGCUAAACUGAGAAAGACAGACACGCAAAAGUUCAUGUUACAGCAGUAUCAACAAUCUGAGGCCUGUCAUGGAGAUGUGGAUGAGCUGGCUGGUCAGGAAACUUCAGACUUUUAUGCACCAGAUCGACCAUGUGGGGGAAGCCACACCCUGACAUACCCACAUAAGCGGGUAACCAAGAUGUCACACCUCAACCACUUGUUCCAAAAUGAACCAGUUAUCCCUUCACCUGCUCCAGUAGCAUUCAAACACGACUCUGAGCUGGAUAUUUUGGGUGUGGAUGGUCACAUCUACAAGGGACGAAUAAAAAAGCAAGACCCUUCACGCAGAUAUCCCCUGGCAGCUGCUUAUCAAGCGAUGGCUGCCGAGGAGAGGAAUCUGGCACGACCCCCAACCAGUGCUGGGUCCACCAAGCCCACUACCACCCCAGUGCCUCCCCCCUUUCGGCAACGCCCCACAUCAGCUGUUCCCCGACCGGCAUCAGGAGGGUCUGUUCAGCGCAUUAACUCUGCUCGCCUCACCAUGAGGCCUCAAUCUGCUCGACCUAGCUCCCGGCCUGGCUCCACUACACCUUCACCUCCACCGGAGGAGCCUCGCCAUUUCCUCCCCAAUGAAGAGGAGGAGCAACAAGAGCAGCAGCAAGAACAGCAACAAGAGCUGCCGAAGGAGGCAACAGAGCAAGUCCGGGCCCCAUCUCCAGAACCUGUUGAGGUUCCAGUGGAUACCCCCAGAGAGGAAAGUGCUGAUGUUGAAGAAGAUUAAGGAGGCUUAGAUAUAAGCCAUGUGGGUUCCACAUACAUUUGUAUUUUUGUUUUUUCAUACACAGUAAUUUUGGAUCUUUAUAUGAGGGUUUUGUAAAGAAAUAUUGAAAUUAUGUUUGUUACAAGUUAAUGCUUCCCAUGUUAUAGAUCAUGAACCUAGAUUUAUAUAUAUACAUAUAUAUACAUAGACAAAUAUUUACGUACUUACAUUUCUAUGUAAACAUACCAAGCUUACAAAUACAGCAUUAUGAAACAGUAGCAGUUAUAUUGAGGAUGUAAUUAUCAUGGUUACUUCAGCUUGUUCAGUGCUCUACAGUGGCUGUCCCAAAAGUUGAUGUCUGCUACUGCUGAAAUAUUUUAAUGGAGCUGGGCUAAAAUGAAAUUUGGUUUUGAUACUAGCACAGAUCUGUGUCUUAAUGUAAUGUCCCUCAAGGUAAUGCUGUUGCUUAAUGUUGAUGGUAUUUUGUUGAGGCACUUAUUGUUGAUGCAGAAUUUGUAUCCAAUCAGAUCAUGGGAUAUUUUACACUUACAGUAUUUACAUUGAUGUUGCUGAUAAAUUUCUUGACUUAGGAAGGUUCUAGGUAUUUGAAGGCACAUGUGCAUGGUGUCAAAUUUUGUACGGUAAUAUGUUUCCCUACCAGGCCAUAUUAAGAAAAAAAACACCUAUAAAAACAUACACAUUUGUUUUGUAGAUAGACAAUGCCUGGAGCAUGAAUGCACAUUGUUAGUCAAAAUAAGUGUUAUUUUAUAUUAGGUUGAGAUAAAAUUAUCCAUACAACAUGUUUUGUCAUUACUUUCUCAAGCAUCACUGGUGUAUUUGUUUGUACCCUUAGCUGUACUAGUUCCACUACCUCCGUAUGGCAUAUACUUGAUAUUUCUUUUAGUGCAAUGAUGUCCUUUAUCAUAAACAUAUAUUUAGCUAACAAAUUAGUUUCACUGUGAUAAUGAUAUAUGAAUGCAUUUCCCCAAAUUUGUAAGGCUUUAUUAAUAACUGAGAAAAGUACAAAAAUCAGUGACUGAAUACUGUUGCCACAGACAGAAACUUUUACUUCAAGGCCAGUCAUGUGAAUGAAAUAUGCAAAUGAUUCAAGUUCAUUCCUUGUAAGAUUCCGUCCAGAUGUUUUCAUGACCCCAUGCAUUAUCUUAAUUGUGAUGAUGCUGUAGAUUUUACUGUAAGGUUCUGUUUGAGUUGGAGUCUGAUAUUUCUGUACUUUAUUGUAUGUGUAAUUAGUUUAUAUCACCUGCACACUUUUUAAAAUUUUAAUGGUGUUUUAAUGUGCACACAUCUUAUUUUCACAACUCGUUUUUAUAGAGCUAUAGGAACUGACAACUGCUUUGAUAAUAAAAUAUAAAUCCAAGAAACAUA
Liolophura sinensis is the source of this 4732-nucleotide messenger RNA. Its product is annotated as centromere protein F-like. The transcript has 20 exons. NCBI's taxonomy places the organism in Eukaryota, Metazoa, Mollusca, Polyplacophora, Chitonida, Chitonidae. Bases 92 to 3367 code for a protein of 1091 amino acids. The record is from RefSeq and is a predicted model, not a curated record.